AUGAACACCUCCUGCGACGACUGCGGCUACAAGUCCAACGACGUCAAGACCGGCGGUGAGGUUCCCGAGAAGGGCAAGAAGGUCACCAUCAAGGUCAGGAACUCGAUCGAUCUUGCCCGCGACAUUCUCAAGAGCGAGUCCUGCUUCCUUGAGUGCCCCGAGCUCAACCUUUCCGUCAACCCUGGCACCCUCGGCGGCCGCUUCACCACGGUCGAGGGUCUCCUCACCCAGGUCCGCGACGACCUCCACAACCAGAUCUUCCAGACCGGCGCCGAGAACCCUGGCGCCGUCCACGCCGGCGACUCCCUCCCCGCUGAGGAGAAGGCUCGCUGGGACAAGUUCUUCGCCGACCUCAACGCCGCCAUCAAGGGCGAACGCGAGUUCUCCAUCAUUCUCACCGACCCCAUGGCCAGCUCCUACAUCCAGAGCUUGGCUGACGACCCGUCCCAGCCCGAUGACCAGAUGACGGUCGAGGAGUAUGAGCGUACCGCUGAGGAGGAGGAGGAGCUCGGUCUCACGGACAUGAAGACCGAGAACUACUCUGCGGAGUACGUUGCCGAGAGGGACCACUAA
Sordaria macrospora k-hell is the source of this 573-nucleotide messenger RNA. NCBI's taxonomy places the organism in Eukaryota, Fungi, Ascomycota, Sordariomycetes, Sordariales, Sordariaceae. The record is from RefSeq and is a predicted model, not a curated record.